Mus pahari (shrew mouse) is the source of this 1752-nucleotide messenger RNA. It is a transcript of the gene Xaf1, whose product is annotated as XIAP associated factor 1. The transcript has 6 exons. Gene Ontology annotation, biological process: apoptotic process. The record is from RefSeq and is a predicted model, not a curated record. NCBI's taxonomy places the organism in Eukaryota, Metazoa, Chordata, Mammalia, Rodentia, Muridae. The coding region runs from base 48 to 860 and encodes 270 amino acids.
GGUGCAAAGAAACGAAACUCCACAGAAGCACUGCAGGAAGCUUGACCAUGGAGGCUGACUUCCAAGUGUGCAGGAACUGCAAAAGAAAUGUGGCCUCUCUCCACUUCAUGCUCCACGAGGCGCACUGCCUGCGCUUUGUGGUCCUUUGCCCGGAAUGUGAAGAGCCCAUCCCAGAGUCAAAGAUGAAAGAACACAUGGAAGCUGUGCACCAGCAGACCAAGGAAAGCCAACAGCACCCUGCCAAGUGCAAGUUCUGUGAGCUGGCCGUGCAACUCAGCAAUCUGGAUGUCCACGAGUCCCAAUGUGGCAGCCAGACAGAGCAUUGUCCACACUGCAACCAGUCCAUCACACUCCGAGUACUGGCCCAGCACAAAGCCAUGUGUCUGAGUGCAAAAGGCAGGCCUGGGGAAGGGAAGAGAAUUGUAUCAUCUCCUGGAAGAAAAACCCAUUGUGAUAUUUGCAAACAAAUGAUUCCAGAAAAUACGUAUGCCUCCCAUAUGAAACAAUGUUCUGCCCCACACACCGUGACACUUAUCCGGGAUGGACGUAAAAUAGUCAUUCCUUCAACCCUUGCGUUUAUGGACUCUGGCAGUCGAAGAUCCACAGUGAGUAAAGAUGUUCGUCCAAAGACAAAACAUAGAAAGAGUUCAACAAAGCAAGAGACAAAAAUCCAAACCGGCACUGUGGAUCUGCCUUUGAAGUCUGGGCUCCAGCAGAUGGCUAUUCUUCCUAAAGGCGAUGAGACAGCCUAUGACACUCUCCGGAACUGUUGUCAGUGCCGAAUCUUACUUCCUUUGCCCAUUCUAAAUGAGCACCAGGAGAAGUGCCAGAGAUUAGCUCACCAAAAGAAACUCAAGUGAGGAUGGCCAGCUGGAUUCCGAAGAUUGAAGAGCACCAGUUCACACUAGCUUUGCAGUUCCCACUAGCUUUCCAGUUCCCACUAACUUCCCAAUUCCCACUAACUUCCCAGUUCCCACUAGCUUUCCAGUUCCCACUAGCUUUCCAGCUUCCUUCCCUAGUGGUCACAACUUUGUUUUCUUUACCAAUCUCUGUAACCAAAUUUCCCCCCUUUAAUUUCUAACUGUUUCAUACGAGUUUACAAUGUAUUGUUAUCAUGCUUAUCCCCAUUGCCAACCUACUCCUAUGAACCCCCUUUCUUCCCAACAGUUCCCUGCUUUCACAUCUCGAUUCCAUGUUUGCGGGUGCUGUGUGCGUGCACACACACAUGCUAGCAUGCACAUGCUAAUCCAGGUCUUGUGCCAACAGUAACCACGGCUGAUAUGUGCGGCUGUUUGCAACAGCCAUGGCCAUGCGGAAUCCAGAAGAAAGCAUCUGAUAGCACCCCACCAGGCCCCUAAUCCUUGGCUCUUGCCGGCUUUGGGCCCCAUCUUCCACAAUGUCCCCUGGGCCUUGGGAGGGAUGUGUCAUCUUGGGCUCAGGUCAGGGUCACUCAACUGUCGCUCUUGGCACUUUGGGUGGCCAAGAAAAGAAAAGAGACAGGCUUUCACCUUUGGGCUAUAGAGGAUGUCUUUCCCUUCUUCUGAGCUACAGAUGACCGGGAGAAAAGGCUUUUUUUUUUUUUUUUUUUUUGCUUCUUGCACUGAACUCAAGCACCUAGGCUCAACUGCUGGGUUGGUUGCUCAAGAAACCCCUGCUUUAUCCUAAGUUUCUCCCUGAUCUUUUUCUUUGCCUUCCUCGUUGGCUCUUCUGGACAAGGCAGGUUAGGAAUAUGAGGCCUAAAGGGGGAGAUGA